UACGUCGCGACUGGCCCAGACCAGAAGGCGGUCACUCACACCAUGGGAUCGCAUGUUUCAAACGUGCAUGGAGCGACGACGACUAUAUGGUAUGGAGCAAAGCAGAUCAAAAUUGAGCGUGAAAUCAAAACGCAAGAGAUGCGUUGCCCAUGCGGGUACUCGCAUGUCAACUCUGCGCGUGUAAGGGUGCAUGCUACGAAGGAACACAAAAACAGUGGUCUCAAGACCGCCUUGCUGGCGAGUAGGCAAUCUGCACAACCUAGUGCCUCGUCGUCGCGCACUCGCUCAGUCUCACCGUCCUCCAUCGAGAGCUCAUCACCCACCCGGUCCGUCUCUCCCAUACAGAACUCGGACACUCCGCCGACGUCUCAUACAUCGGGCCGGAAACCCAAAGCAUCCAAGCCCCUUCCUCGCAGGGAGCAGAUUGUGGCGAGCGCAAAGCCACAGCGGACAUCUCUUGGUAUGGCGGAGCAGCGGCUCCUAAAGCCUGUGGCACCUCGGACGACCGCCAUGCACCAACUCUCCGUCUCAGUCCCGAAGUUGCUCACGGAGAAAACCCAGGCAGACAAACAAUCGCGAGGCCAUGCGUCACACAAACAAGCUGUAUCUUCUCAUCGAUCAAGUAUCCUCCCAUCGACGUCGGUGUCCGGUGCCAGCUCCAGCACGUCGCGUAAGGUGUCGAAGACUCCAGCGACCUCAUCUGCCGCUGUAGCUAAGGGGAGUAGCUCAAGUGCAAAUAGGAUCAAGUCUAUCGGAAAGUCUGCUAUCGUCCACCGCACCACGCAGCUGGACGCCCCAUCAACAGGAAGCAAGAGGCCCAGGUCUCCCCAGCUCACAGGCACAAGCGCACAGCCCAAAGCGCGAAAGGUCUCGCACGCCUCCGAAGCUGCCUCUUCCUCUCGCAGGCCCGCAAUCGUUCUGCCCACCGACUCGUCCGACAACGACUCAGUCGCCACAGCCGAGCUGCUCGCUGCGUUCGCUCCCAGGCUCUCCGAGUCUACCCACUGCAAGACGUGCCACCGCGCGCUCGAGCUGCGGGACGGCCGCUACAAGAAUUGCGUGGAGUGCAGGGAGAAGUCGCGUGUGUACCAGCGCAAGUACCACCAGGAGCGUCAGGAGCGCACUGCGCGCGUGAGCUCCCUUCUGUCGCGGUUUGAAACCCCCCCAGGCGUGACCGCGUCGUCCGCGAGCGCGGCCCCCGCACGCGCACAGGCAUCCUCGUCCGAGGCCGGUCCUGAGCCUGUGUCGACCGACGACACGAUGGACGUGGAUGUAGGCGUGAACGUGAAAGUGCAGACACAGAAGCCCCGCCGCGCGCAGGCUAAGGCCUCCGUGCCUAACGUAAACAUCCGACGCGUGUGGGAGAAUGUGCCCGAGUUCCAGACGGAGGAAGCGUUUUUCGAGGCGGUCGAGCAGAGCGUUGUCGAGUGGCGCGAGCGCGAGCCGGGAGAGCGCUUCGAGUUUUGCGGCGGGUACGCGGUCGUGGCAGGCAGGAAGGAUGCGGAUGCGGCGAUCGUUCGAAAGAUAUGCGGGAAGCUCGUCUUGAGGAGUGCGCCGUAAGUGCCUUCUUCCCUUUGUCUACAAGACUUCGAACCGUGUGGUCCGAAUUGGAUGCUGACGGAUGGUCAUGCACAGGAUAUCGAGGUUGUCAUGCUUCACGCGGCUGACCGCCGGUGGGGACGCGCCGGAAGGCAAGGCGUACCACGUAUUGAGCAGCCUGUCGACGGUGUAUACUGUGAGUGUCAGGAUACUCAGGACGAGGAUGGGAAUAGCAACGGCAAGGGGAAGUGUGUCGAGGACGGUUCAAGAUCAUCGUGGAGACGACGAACGAGAUGAACGCGCUCGGUGCGUUUGGGAUGAAUGUUGUUGUGGAGACUUCGCAUGCGUGGUGAUACCUUUGGUAUAGUAGUGAAAGUCGCAGUAGUAUAUUAAAAUGCACGCGUACGAAUUCUUGCGUGAUGUCUGCGAGGUGUCAUCGAUUCAUCACAUAAUCC
Molecule: messenger RNA, 1994 nt
Organism: Fomitopsis serialis
Lineage: Eukaryota; Fungi; Basidiomycota; Agaricomycetes; Polyporales; Fomitopsidaceae
Exons: 3
Coding region: 43-1560 (505 amino acids)
Source: RefSeq, a predicted model, not a curated record